This is a messenger RNA of Stomoxys calcitrans (stable fly), 1138 nucleotides long. RefSeq lists its product as uncharacterized. Bases 279 to 1025 code for a protein of 248 amino acids. Lineage: Eukaryota; Metazoa; Arthropoda; Insecta; Diptera; Muscidae. The record is from RefSeq and is a predicted model, not a curated record. The transcript has a single exon.
UCUAAUGCCAUCUUCUUAAUAUCCAUUAAAUUGUUCGCGCCCCUGAACAAUUGAUCAGUGGAUGGAUGGCACGAGCCGAAGACGUUUAAUCGAUGAGAUAAAAAUAACAGAGAAGAAUAAAACAAAAAAUUACACACUACCGACUGCAGCAUGAAUAGAUCUCUUCAAAAAUUCUUCAUUUACAUCAUUGCGGUCGAUUGCAUAAAAAUACCCAUUUCCGAUUUUGUAUCCCAUUGUAAGCGGUUUAUACACGCGUGAAAUCCAUAAAAAAAACGAAAAUGAAUGCAAGAGGCGAUUAUAAGAAGAAGCUCAUGGAAUACCGAAGGUCUGUGCGAGAAUCAAAGUGUGUGGCCUUCAAAGAUAUAACUCCACAAACAGAUGAUAUCCAGACGAUCGUCGAUGUAUCCUUGGACAAGAGUCAAACUCCAGCAGGCCGGACCACAACAUGUAUUUUACCCACGAAGGAAACUGUACAAAAAGCCCUAUCGCCAUCACCACAGCCGAGCAAACAUAAUGAAAUACCCCUAGAAAACAGUAUCUUCCCAGAGCCCAUUGGUAAAUACACAAAUUGGCGGAGCGAACACACCACACUAGCCUCCCAACCGUGGUGCUGUGUUGGAGACUUGAUGGCGUUUUGUGAUAAAUACGAAUUCAAAGCCGUCAGUUCAUCUGAUAGCUGGACGCAUGGCAAUAUUGUGAACGAGGUACGUGCUCUAUUAAGCGGGAAGGCUCCAUUUGACAUACGCAAACGUUUCCCUUCUAAUAUGCGGAGUCCUGAAAAUUUAAUGGUCUGCGUCGGCCGGUGUCCCAGCGUAGAAUAUCAUUUAGGAAGAAUAUUGGCAGCGUUCCGCAAACCAUUGACCACGUUGUCGCCCGACAAACAACGUAUUGCUAGACAAAACUUCCAUCUAGCCGUCAGAGAACUACGCCUUGAUAUAUCGGCCCGCGUCACUGACAUUCGUUUGUAUGAUCAAAAAGUAUUCGAAAGAGAUUUUCAUUUAACUUGGGAAGAUAACGCACAAUAAUAACGUCAUGGAAAUAUAAUUAGAUCUCCGCUACCAAAGGGAAAAUUAUGAAACGUGAAUUAUCGCCCCUUCUAAUAUCAUGUUUCCAAUAAAGCUUUCUGAAUACCACUUAA